This is a messenger RNA of Cuscuta campestris, 1987 nucleotides long. Lineage: Eukaryota; Viridiplantae; Streptophyta; Magnoliopsida; Solanales; Convolvulaceae. The record is from the annotation of a GenBank genome assembly.
CAAGCAACUCAACAAACCCCAUCCACAAUGUCAUCAUUUCCCUAGCUAGCUUGUUGAACUUUCAAAGUCUCACCAGCCCAGCCAGUCUUUUUUUUUUCUUCCCAUAAAUAAAUUUUGUUUAAUUAGUUUUAUUAUUAUUGUUAUUAUUAUUAUUAUUAUCGAUGGGGCGGGGAAGUGUUGGGGUGGUGAGGAACGGCGGCGGCGGCAGCAUGGUUUGUGCACCAGUGGCGGCGGGUACGGUGGCGGAGGUGAUAGAGGGGAUGCAUAAGGCGAAAGGGGAGGGUGCGGAUAUGGUGGAGAUAAGGCUGGACUGCAUCCGCCAUUUCAAUCCCAAACAACACCUUCAUUCCCUCCUCUCAAAUAAGCCUCUCCCCGUCCUUAUUCUUUACAGGCCAGUAUGGGAAGGUGAUAACCUUGCAGGUGAUGUGGAAUGCCAACUUGAGACUCUUUGUCUAGCCAGAGAGCUUGGAGCAGAUUAUGUUGAAUUUGAUCUCAAGAUAGCUUAUGAUUUCCUAGCAAAAGAAGAUCAAAAGAAGUGGUGUGGAUCAAGUAAACUAAUUUUGUCAUGCUACCUUGAAAGCAUCAUCUCUUCAAAUGAAGCUCUGAAUGAAGUUGUUUCCCGCAUGCAAUCUACCAAGGCAGACAUCCUUAAAGUCGUUACCGAAGCAAAUGAUAUCACAGAGCUUCCAAAACUGUUCCAUGUUCUCUCACAUUGUCAGGUACCAAUGAUUGCAUAUUCUAUUGGAGAAAGGGGUCUUAUUAGUCAAUUGUUGGGUCCGAAAUUCGGUAGUGUCUUAAUAUAUGGAUCCAUUGAAGGGAAACCAGUCCCUGGUCUGCCAACUAUUGAUCACCUCAGACAAGCGUAUCGAAUUGAGGAUAUAAAUGCAUAUACAAAAGUUUUUGGCUUAAUUUCAAAGCCGGUUGGCCAUAGCAAAGGGCCUCUUCUGCAUAAUCCUACAUUCAAACAUAUGGGUUAUAAUGGGAUUUAUGUCCCAAUGUUUGUGGAUGAUCUUAACAAGUUCUUCCGGGCCUACUCAAGCCCUGACAUUCCUGGCUUCAGUGUUGGGAUACCUUACAAAGAAGCGGUAGUAAAUUUUUGCGACGAAGUCCAUCCACUUGCUCAGUCCAUAGGGGCUGUAAAUACCGUUGUGAGGAGGCCUAGCGAUGGGAAGCUCAUUGGUUUUAACACAGAUUGUGAGGCUUCCAUAACUGCAAUUGAGGAUGUUUUGACCUUGAAGGUGAAUGGACGGAACAACGGAGAAACAUUUCAUCCUUCCCCACUCUCUGGAAAACUAUUUGUCCUGGUUGGUGCCGGAGGUGCAGGAAGAGCACUGGCCUUUGGAGCUAAGACCAAGGGAGCUCGGAUUAUGAUUUAUGACAUUGACUUUGGCAGAGCAAAGGCUCUUGCAGAGGCAGUGUCGGGCGAAGCUCGACCUUUCGAACACUUGCCAUUUUUCAAACCUGAGAGAGGUGCCAUUCUUGCAAAUGCCACACCCAUUGGAAUGCAUCCAAACACAGACCGCAUCCCUGUUGAAAAGGAAACACUAGGGGACUAUCGAGUCGUCUUUGAUGCUGUUUAUAAUCCCAGAAAGACUAGUCUUUUGAAAGCAGCCGAAGCUGCGGGUGCCAUUUGCGUGAGUGGAGUUGAAAUGUUUCUCCGUCAAGCCAUGGCCCAGUUCAAUCUCUUCACUGGACACAAAGCACCUGAAGAGUUCAUGCGGGAGAUCGUUAUGGCCAAGUUCUGAUAGGAUGCUCAAAGAUAGAAAAUGAGUGCAUUCGUUUGGAUAAAUCAAUCCAUAUUGUUUGUCAUUAACAAGAAAAAGAAAUAACAUAAAAAAGACAGGAGGGCUUGCCUACAGUCUCACAGAUGUAAGACAUAAUCAAUAAUGAUAGACGAUGGUGCAAAUUAAUUUGAUGAAAUGUACAAUUCUUAGCCGAGAAAGAACAAUAAACCAAUCUAAUAAACAACUAAAAGAAAGAAUACGUU